Molecule: messenger RNA, 1816 nt
Organism: Heteronotia binoei (common prickly gecko)
Lineage: Eukaryota; Metazoa; Chordata; Lepidosauria; Squamata; Gekkonidae
Gene: PPP1R14C
Product: protein phosphatase 1 regulatory inhibitor subunit 14C
Exons: 4
Coding region: 189-656 (155 amino acids)
Biological process (GO): regulation of phosphorylation
Cellular component (GO): cytoplasm
Molecular function (GO): protein serine/threonine phosphatase inhibitor activity
Source: RefSeq, a predicted model, not a curated record
CCCUUCUCCGCGGAGCCGGCAGGGAGCGUGUAAUGCAAUGAGAGGUUGCAAACUGCAGGUGCAAGCGAGGCUCGAAGUGCUGUGGCGCCUCGGCUCUUGCACGGACGUUGCAGUGGCGGGUAUAGGGAGGCAGCCUCGGCAACAAGCGACCUCCGGAGGCUUUCCCCACGAGGGAAUUGAAGCGGAGCAUGUCGGUGGCUACCGGGGGUAGUGAACCGGCGGCCGCUGCCACUGGUGGAGGCGGUGGGAACCGGGUUUUUUUCCAGAGUCCCCGCGGCGGCGGCGGCGGCUCUUCCCGGGAAGAUUCGGUCGCCCCGGCGGCGGCGGUGGUGCAAGUUCAGCAGCAACAGCGGCGCCAUCAGCAGGGCAAAGUGACAGUCAAAUACGAUCGCAAAGAGCUGCGGAAAAGGCUGGUGCUGGAGGAGUGGAUCGUGGAGCAGCUCGGGCAGCUCUACGGCUGCGAGGAAGAGGAAAUGCCAGAUGUAGAGAUUGAUAUUGAUGAUCUUCUUGAUGCUGCUGAUGAAGAAGAGAGAGCGCUCAAAUUGCAAGAAGCGCUUGUAGAUUGCUACAAACCCACAGAGGAUUUUAUCAAAGAACUGCUGUCUCGGAUAAGAGGAAUGAGGAAACUGAGCCCUCCUCAAAAGAAGAGUAUAUAACUGGAGCGGGAGCCGUCCUGAGAGACAUGACCAUGAAACUGGGACUUUUGAAUAGAACACAUUCUAGCUUGAUCUUUAUGGGCAAUUUUAUUUUUAUUUUUCUGUUUCAUUUCUGACAUUUAAUGAAUUUGAUUGUGUUUUUAAAGAUUUUUUAAAGUGUCAGGGUUUUUUUUUUUUAAUCAUGGAUUAGCAACGUCAUGGAUGCUGCUUUUACUACCUGAGGAUGAUCAAAGUAAGGGUGUAGAAACUGCCAAAUUAGAGACAAUGUAAGAUUCCCAGGCGGUAAUUCUACUUGAUGGAGUGUGUGUAGAACUACUUGGAGAUUAUUUUUUUUUUACAGAACUACUUGGAUCACUUAAGUUGUACAUCUAACUCAUGAAUAUCAAGAUUCUUGUGCUUAUGUACAUAAAUUAUCAAGUGAGUUACCAUUGCUUCACAUGGGUGGAAGGGAUAUGUGGUCUAGUCAGCCAUUUAAAUUAAAGUUGUAGCAGAUGUGGGGGUGGGGGAGGGAUGCAGUUUGUUAAAGUGAAUGGUGCCACUGUUUCUAAAUGCAUUUAAAGCACUGGGGUGAAUGCUUUAAUUCACAAAGUAACAUAUGAGCAAGCUGGGGGAUUUUAAGGGCUUAAUUUUGUAGGCUUUGAACUUACUUUAUUGACUUUGAUGCUUAGCCAGAUCAUCUCCUCUUCACCUCAUGGUCCGUUAGGAUAGGAUUAAUUGACUGCCUACGGGUCUGAUGCGACAAUGGAUGGUUGGUGCUGUUUAAGGGGGAGUUUCUUGCAGGGGGAAAUGCAAGUGCAGGCAACCCAAAUGUAUGCUUGGCCCACUGCAGCUCCUCAUCACUCUUCUUUAACCACCAGUGUUAGAUCCCUUCUCUGGUUUUGACAUCAGCCCCAGGUGGGGUGGGAACUUCUUAGUUAUUGAAAGCAGGAUCCCCUAACUCUUCAGGAAAACAUUUCACAAGCUACCAUCUGCUGGUAGAUGCUAGUCUGGCAUUUUAUAUCAAGGGUGCUCUGAACAUAAUUUUAUUUUUUAAAAGACAAAAUACAUGUUUGUGAAUUUUAUGUAUACUGGCAAGCUUUUAAAAAUGUAUUUAAUUUUGUAAUGUUUUAUCAGUGACUUUAUUUACCAGAUAUUUACUCAAAUAAAUGCAACAACUUGUG